Molecule: messenger RNA, 876 nt
Organism: Clonostachys rhizophaga
Lineage: Eukaryota; Fungi; Ascomycota; Sordariomycetes; Hypocreales; Bionectriaceae
Source: the annotation of a GenBank genome assembly
GGCGACUCCUAUCUCGCCAGCUUCUUUACUAUGGGGCUUCUCAAGCUGCCAAACGAGAUAUUUCUUAUGGUGCUCGGUCUUCUUGACCUUGAAGAUCAGUUCAACUUCAGCUUGAGCAGCCGCGACUUUCAGUUCAUCCUUCGCGAUGAGGGCAUAUGUAGACUGAAUCUUCAGAAACACGCCUCGUUCUCACCAGAAUACAGGGCUGCGCAGACCACGCAUCAAUAUGCAAAAGCAUGGCGACAGAUUACAAAGCGGAAAAUUGCUAUCCAGACGGCCAACCCCUUUCUCGUAUCGAUUGUUGCUGUAGCGGACCAGUUCAUCUAUAGAAAUGGCGCCUUGCUCUAUAUUGCUGGGCGAGAUCACCUUCGCGUUCUUCUUCUUCAAGGAUCGGUCACCACGGAACUUGCUCUUGAUCCACAGCGACUGCUUCAGAGCAUUGAAUCGUUGGACCCAACCUGGCAUGACUAUCGGUUGAGUCCGUUGCACUAUUCUUGUGGGGUUGUUUCUCUAUUGGCCCAAGAUAGGGCAGCAGCAGGGGAAGACUACUUGAUUACGUUGGAGAUCGAUCAGAUGCGAUCAAGGGCAUAUCCUCUAGCGACUACACACAGGAUAUUCAUUAGAAACGACGAGAGCCAUCUUUAUUAUGGCGUACGCUCGUAUCCAACGUUCCAGAAUCCAGGCUUCUGGACUCUUCGGCAGAUUAAUCUCGAUUCUGGAACAGAGGAGAUUGGUUUCCUCGAUCUCCCAAGUCUAAUGGGAGAGGAGAUCGGGUCCAACGCCUCCUUUGAGAUAUUUGACGGGCAGAAUUACCUCUCCAACCCUGCUCCCCAAGUCAUUGAGCUGGAGAAGAAACCCCAACGAGGGUUCCACUGA